Molecule: messenger RNA, 351 nt
Organism: Closterium sp. Yama58-4
Lineage: Eukaryota; Viridiplantae; Streptophyta; Zygnematophyceae; Desmidiales; Closteriaceae
Source: the annotation of a GenBank genome assembly
AUGGGUAAGGGAGGUAGGAGACGGGGGAAGGGUUGUGGUGGUGGUGGUAGUGGUGGUGGUGGUGGUGGUGGUGGUGGUGGUGGUGGUGGUGGUGGUGGUGGUGGUGGUGGUGGUGGUGGUGGUGGUGGUGGUGGUGGUGGUGGUGGUGGUGGUGGUGGUGGUGGUGGUGGUGGUGGUGGUGGUGGUGGUGGUGGUGGUCGUGGUGGUGGUGGUCGUGGUGGUGGUCGUGGUGGUGGUGGAGGUGGUGGCUUCACUGGUGGUCCAGGUGGUGGUAGAGGUGGUGGCGUUGCUGGUGGUGCAGGUGGUGGUGGCGCUACUAGUGCGUCCAGUGGAGGCGGCACUGCGGUGUAG